Messenger RNA from Aphanomyces invadans, 1455 nucleotides. RefSeq lists its product as hypothetical. The transcript is spliced from 5 exons. Gene Ontology annotation, biological process: DNA replication, synthesis of primer. Bases 11 to 1414 code for a protein of 467 amino acids. Lineage: Eukaryota; Oomycota; Saprolegniomycetes; Saprolegniales; Verrucalvaceae. The record is from RefSeq and is a predicted model, not a curated record. Gene Ontology annotation, cellular component: alpha DNA polymerase:primase complex.
ACUCUGUGGGAUGUUGAACGUGGGGAACAAGACGAACUCGCGGCAGCAGGGUCCGCGCCGAUCCACGGCGCAGUAUCGCUAUGCUCUCUCUAUGUACCAAGAGCCUCCAGUAGUCGAAGUGACGCUGGAAGAGUUUGAGUCGUACUCGAUCGAUCGUUUGCAAGUCCUCAAGACCGUCGAGAUGCACCGGGUGCGAGGAGGAAAUCCACGCGAGACCGAAACGAAGGUCGAGAAAGCAUUGAAUAUGUACCUUCCCAUGCGUACGACGGAAGAUCGCGAGAAGGACCAGCUGUCCCAUUUCAUCCUGCGCAUGGCGUUUUGCCACACGGAGGAGCUGCGCCGGUGGUUUCUCACCCACGAGAGCUACCUGUUCAAGCACCGGUUAGAUCGCGCCACCCGCGAAGACAAGAUGCAUUUCAUGCGGACAAACGGGCUGAUCUACGAACAGGUUGACGAAGAUGAGUUAAACAUCUUGGCACCCAAGCUCCGAACCGUUCGUGCGGCCAAUACUACGGACAUGAAGGAAGCAUACAAAGAUCUUGAUGUGCAUGUCAAGGUUCCAUUCACGGAGGCGAUCGACCUCAUCGGCUCGCGCAAAGUGUACCUCCAAGGCGGGGUUGCCUACGUUCCGUUUGAGCACUUGGUCUCGAUCCUCUACGCCCGCUUUCGAUCGUCGCUAUCCAAGCAACUGGCAGUGGCGUUCCGAAAAUUUGGCGGGUCCGCAGCCGCCCGCGAUGACCGUUUGAUGCCGGUGCUGAAAAACUUGGCUAAGCACCAUAUCGGGCCCGACUACUCGUCGGCGCCGGUCGCGUCAGGCAAUACGAUUACAGCAGCGAUGGUCGACGGCCUGUCCAAGACAUCGAUGCCGCUCUGCAUGAAGUCGCUACACCAGGCGCUGACCACGCAAAGCCAUCUCAAGCACGGUGGACGCAUGCAGUAUGGUCUGUUUCUCAAAGGCGUCGGGCUCCAACUCGACGACGCGCUCGAGUUUUGGCGCAAAGAGUUUUGCAAAAAGAUGAACGUCGACGAUUUCAACAAAAAGUACGCCUACAACAUCCGACACAACUACGGAAAAGAAGGCAAGCGAAAGGACUACACGCCAUCCAACUGCAUGAAGAUCAUCACGGCCGACCCGCCCAAGCAAGGCGAAUACCACGGGUGCCCAUUUCGCCACUUUGACGAGCACCAUUUGCGCGCGAGUCUUCGCGGCAUCUCGGAGAUCGACAAGGAGGCGAUUGUCCAGCUAGCAAAAGCCAAGCAGUAUCAAGUCGCAUGCAAGCGCCACUUUGAAGCGAUGCACCCGAAUGCCAACUCGGACGCAGUGGGAAACCACCCGAACGCUUUCUUCGAAGAAAGCCGCAAGGUCUUGGACAGUCAACCCAAGCCGAUGGCGGCAAGUGUCAAGGCCGAGUAGUCCUCGUUCCUCUUUAUCAAUGCCAUGACGAUUUGUUGUAC